Messenger RNA from Acanthoscelides obtectus, 1039 nucleotides. The record is from the annotation of a GenBank genome assembly. Lineage: Eukaryota; Metazoa; Arthropoda; Insecta; Coleoptera; Chrysomelidae.
AGAUUCUCCAUCAGUUAUAGAGCUGGACAGAACUAAGAAUUUUUAUUCUGACUGUUUUAAGAAAAUACAGCCUACAUAAUUAUUGGGAAACAUGGAAAGCAGUUAAUACCGUUGGACUAAAACGAUACGUAUCUUGGCUAUCGAUCCUGCACUUUUCAGAGUCUAUCAUUGCGUAGAACAUUUUCUCAUUGCCUUCUACUGGUCCGUUUCUCUGGCUCUUUAAUGGUUAUAAUUAUUGUUGUUGUGUGCCGUAACUGCCAAUCAGCUGUCAAGUAUCAAAAUAUUUGCAAACUUUACAACAUUUUUUGCUUAUUGUCGUAUAAUAAUAAAUCAUCUGCUUUUGAAAGAUUGAUGAUUUUGUAUUUAUGUUGUAGUCAGUUGUAGUGUAUUAUAAGUAAAACAAAUUGGAAAUGGUCAUGAACAAUAACAUUGAUAAACUAGCUGAGGAUUUAGAAAAACAAGAAUUAGAGGCUCCAAAUGGCGUUGCAACACCACAGUUGUAUGAGCAAUUACUUGCUAUUUAUUUAUACCAAAAUGACCUAUGUAACGCCAAAUAUUUGUGGAAACGAAUCCCUGAAAGUGUUAAAACUUCAGCCCCAGAACUGAAAAAUAUUUGGGCUGUGGGACAGUGUAUGUGGAGGAGAGAUUUUCCUGGAAUAUAUAAGGCACUGAACAAAGUUACUUGGUCAGAUACUGUUGCAGAUAUAAUGAAAGAAGUGCAAGAAUCAAUCAGAAAUCGAGCAGUUGAUCUAAUAUCCCAGGCCUACUCAUCAAUCACAAUAGACACAGUUUGUGCUAUGACAGGCCUGACCCCAGAUAUUUGUAUACCUGCCUGUGCUGAAAAAGGAUGGUCUUUUGAAGCAGAUACCAACAUGAUACAUCCUGUUAGGCAAGUUGUAGAGCCUGCUGGUCAGACUAGCAGUGAAGAUCAGCUGUACAAAUUGACCGAUUUUGUAUCUUUUCUUGAAAAUUAGUUUUUAUUUUUGUAAGAUGUUGUUUGUAAGUUUAUUCAAUGAAUAAAAAAAUAUGUUGAGCAAUA